This is a messenger RNA of Schizosaccharomyces osmophilus, 1200 nucleotides long. It is a transcript of the gene mmt1, whose product is annotated as mitochondrial (zinc or iron) ion transmembrane transporter Mmt1. Bases 1 to 1200 code for a protein of 399 amino acids. Gene Ontology annotation, cellular component: membrane. Gene Ontology annotation, biological process: monoatomic cation transport; transmembrane transport. The record is from RefSeq and is a predicted model, not a curated record. Lineage: Eukaryota; Fungi; Ascomycota; Schizosaccharomycetes; Schizosaccharomycetales; Schizosaccharomycetaceae. Gene Ontology annotation, molecular function: monoatomic cation transmembrane transporter activity. The transcript is spliced from 3 exons.
AUGUUACCACGCUCAACGAAGACGUUUGCUUUUAGAGGUUGUUUUGAGACUUCAAAGCGCAAUUCUUUGCGGAAAUACCCUUCUUCUACAUACCGUCCUUGGUUAUUUUGUCGCCAACACGGCCUUUAUCCUCAUACCCACAAACAUACUCAUGAAGAUGACAAGAAUUAUGUUGAAUUCGUCAAAGCAUUAAAACAAAAAAAGCAAACACCAGAAGUACGAAUGACCUGGUGGGGUCUAUAUAGUAACAUUGCAUUAAUGGCUGCUAAAGGGACCGGUGGAUUGGCUCUGCAAUCGAACAUUUUACUUGCUGAUGCUGCUCAUCAGUUAGGAGAUAUGAUUUCCGAUCUGGUAACCUUGUUUACUUUGAAAAUUUGUAACAAAAAACCUACUCGAGAUUAUCCAACAGGCUAUGGGAAGUGGGAAACGUUGGGUACAUUUAGCGUUUCUGGCUUGCUUCUUGCCGUGUCAGUAGGGAUUGCAAAUUCUUCCUUCAGUCGAUUGUAUACGAUAUUUUUGCAAGGUUCAACUACGCACAAUUCCGUAGAUGCAGCAGCUACAAAUGCCCAUUUAGGACAUUCACAUGAUUACUCUGAGUUGAUUUUGCAUCAUCCUUUCAUGGCAAUGGGAAUAGCGUUUGGAAGCAUUGUUUUAAAGGAGUGGUUAUUUCAAAGAACAAAAGAAGUUGCAAGAGCUACGAGUUCUAAUCUGCUGAUGGCCAAUGCGUGGCAUCAUCGUGCAGAUGCAUUAACUGGCCUAGCGUCACUUGCUGCACUUUCCGGCGCAUAUUUAUUGAAUGCUCCGUGGUUGGAUCCUCUUUUUGGGUGCUUAGUCAGUAUAGUUGUCUUUCGAGCUGGUUUUGCUUCUUCAAGUAAAGCAUUACAUCAAAUGCUAGAUAAAGCCCCGUCUACAAAUCUACAUACAACCGUUGUUGAUGUGCUAUCGAAAAAAGCAGAUUUUCCUCACAAGGUUGCUAUGACCUUGGGAAAUACACAUGCAAUUCAUGUCAUUUUGUCAAUGGCACCAGAUUUAACAAUCCAAGAGACAUCAAAGCUGGUGAAAUUGGCUGAAGAUAUCAUUUUGGACGCCAUGCCCGCUUUGUCAAGUUGUAUUGUUACACCCCUCUCUUCCACAUCAGAACAGAUCCAGGAUUGGAAAAAAUUGAGGCCCGUAACAGAGCAUCAUGAACCCCAACACUAA